This is a messenger RNA of Elgaria multicarinata webbii, 1338 nucleotides long. It is a transcript of the gene DNAAF19, whose product is annotated as coiled-coil domain containing 103. The record is from RefSeq and is a predicted model, not a curated record. Gene Ontology annotation, cellular component: outer dynein arm. Lineage: Eukaryota; Metazoa; Chordata; Lepidosauria; Squamata; Anguidae. Gene Ontology annotation, biological process: inner dynein arm assembly; epithelial cilium movement involved in extracellular fluid movement; determination of left/right symmetry.
UGCUUCUGCUGUGCUCUGCUUGUACAUAUACAAAUAAAACAAAUUUUACAAAUAUUCUGUACAUCUUCAGUGCUCUCUCCCCAAAGGAAACUGAACCCCAUAGUACACUUCCACCCCUGGAACCUCUGGCCAUUUGGGAAAGUGGGAAGUGCAUAACAGUAUGUUUGGAUUGUCACUAGUAUAGUUUGAUUUCUUUACACACAGGUUUUCUCCUCCCCCCUCAAAUUAAUACCUUUGACCCUGUGAGAUUAUUUAAGAGUUUAUUCCAUUCUUUGGGGUGGGGGGAGUUGAUACUUAAACAAUUUAUUGGUUGUGUUGCUUUUAGGUUCCCAAAAUGGAGGGCAUAAUAGAUUUCCAUGCUUUGGAGAAAGAGUUGGAAGAAGCUAUUGCCACUGAUGAAAAGUACCAGAGAGAAAAUGAGGCCAAGUUCCGAGCAGUGCACCAGAAAGUGGCAUCCUAUGAAGAAUUCAGGGAUAUUGUUCUAGCAUCUCACUUGAAACCUCUGGAGAAAAGGGACAAGAUGGGGAAGAAAAGAAAAGCGUUGUGGAACUCUUGCACAAUUAAAGCAGACUGCAAACAAGAGAGUGAGGAGAAUCUAUAAUUGAAUCUUAACAUGUAUAGUUUUGCAUCUGCAGAGUUCUACAGAGAUUGGAGGAGAUGCAUGAAAAACAGCCAACUUGGAUCCCAGAACCUGUGCCAGAUCUUUCAAACAGAUCUUUACUUUGGUCUCCUAGGUGAAUUCAUAGAAGUACUCACUGAAAAAGCCUGUACCAAAGACCAGGACACAGUCUUGGAGAUUCUGGAGAGUUUUCCAGGAACUAAAUGUUUUGGACUGAAUGUGGAACUCCUGAGUGAACAAGAGAAGGCUGGCUGCAGGCAGUUGUUUGAGAAACUGCAAAGAAUGGAGACUGACACUGCCAAUCCUCCUGAAUUUUCAUGUGCUUCAGAUGAAGAAAAUGCAGCUGUUACACAAAUGGAUUGCCAAGUAAAUGGGCUAGUUGAAAGAAAACUGGUGAAACUGAUGCAUCUUUACCACGUCUGCUGAAUGAGUCUUAAGUUUGUAUCACCAGCCACACCACAUAGGGAAAUCUUCAGAAUACAGGGAGGAUUGGAACUUCUGUCAGCAUCAUUGCCCUUGCAGAUGAGUGGGAGAUGUGAAAAAGUUCAUGUACGCCCUUGCAGAUCUGCCUUUAAUCUCAGUAGGGCUAAUGCAGAACAGAUGUCCAGUGGAACAGAUAUCUUUACGACUCGCUUUUUGUCUCUUUUGCACCUGCUAUUCAGUUUUUACAUGGGGUUGCCGUCUCUAACCAUAUGUCAAUAAAUGUAUUUAUUUAUUUA